Hirundo rustica (Barn swallow) is the source of this 2328-nucleotide messenger RNA. It is a transcript of the gene CNGA4, whose product is annotated as cyclic nucleotide gated channel subunit alpha 4. Gene Ontology annotation, molecular function: intracellularly cAMP-activated cation channel activity; cGMP binding; intracellularly cGMP-activated cation channel activity. Bases 1 to 2328 code for a protein of 775 amino acids. NCBI's taxonomy places the organism in Eukaryota, Metazoa, Chordata, Aves, Passeriformes, Hirundinidae. Gene Ontology annotation, cellular component: intracellular cyclic nucleotide activated cation channel complex; plasma membrane. The transcript has 7 exons. The record is from RefSeq and is a predicted model, not a curated record. Gene Ontology annotation, biological process: monoatomic cation transmembrane transport.
AUGCCCCGGGGCCGGGCCGCCUACCUGGGUCAAGGUCGCGGCGGUCCCGUCCCGUCAGCGCCGCACCUGCGGAGGGCACAGGAGGCGUCGGGCGCGGGGCCGGGAACCCCCCGGGACCCCGCGGGCCUCAGCGGGACUGGGCCCCUCGCCCCGCGACACUGCGGCCCGCUCGGGCCCGUCCCCGCCGCGGCCCCCUCACCCUCGACACCGCCCGGGCCGGUCCGGUCCCUCCGGCCCCGCGCGGCCAAGGGCGGGCGGCGGCCCGGACACCCCGGCACGGCGGCAGAAGGGCGGCUGGACCCGCCCCGAGGCUCGCCCCGCUCCCCGCGUGCCCCGCUCCCGGCGUCCCCAUUCCCGGUGUUCCGGCGCCCCCCGGCCCCUCCCGGUCCGCGCCGGUGCCGCCGCUCACCGCCCGCCCCCGCCACGGGCCCCGCGCUCCCGACGCCAUCUUCCCGCCGCGCCCGACGCACCGCGCGCGCUGGACACGCCCACCGCGGCCCGGGACACGCCUACACGCCUCGAUGGGCGGGGCCCCCCGGGAAAGCCCGAGAGCUCAUUGGCUGUGCUGGGAAUCUCGGCACUGAGAACCCCAGUACGGGCACCACCCGUAACGGGCCACCUCGCUGUACUGGGACACCCCGAACUGUGCACCCCAGUACCGGCCGCACUGCCACCCCCCGGAACUGGACCCUGGACCCCGCCGGGGACUGGCACUACAGGUGGAUCAGCCUCAUGGUGCUGCCCAUCCUUUACAACUGGGUCGUCCUCAUCCUCAGGUGCUGCUUCCCCGAGGUGCAGGAGGCACACACGGGGCUGUGGCAGGCCCUGGACAGGCUCAGCGAUGCCCUGUACCUGCUGGACAUCGCCGUGCACUGCCACACAGGUUUCCUAGAGGACGGGAUCCUGGUGCGGGACGUCGGCCGGACGCGGCGGCGCUAUCUGUGCUCCUGGACCUUUCCCUGGGACGUGGCGGCUGUGCUGCCCACCGAGCUGCUCUGUCUGCUCCCAGGGGUCCCAAGGGUCCCAGGGGUGCCGGCGGCACGUGCCAACCGCUGCCUACGGGCGCCGCGACUCUUCGAGGCCUUUGACCGGCGCGAGACACGCACGGGAUGGCCCAACGCGUUCCGCGUGGCCAAGCUGAUGCUGUACCUGCUGCUGGGCAUCCACUGGCACGGCUGCCUCUACUUCGCGCUGUCGGCUCGCCUGGGGCUGGGCGACGACCCCUGGGUCUGCCCCAGCUUCCCCCGACCGCUGCGCCGCUACCUGCACAGCUUCUACUUCUCCACGCUGGUCCUGGCCACGGUGGGCGACACGCCGACGCCGCAGCGCGAGGAGGAGUUCCUCUUCCUCACCGCCGGCUUCCUCCUGGCCGUGCUGGGCUUUGCCACCAUCACCGGCAGCAUCAGCACCGUCAUCGUCGACCUCAGCACGGCCGCCUCCGCCUUCUACCCCGACGCGGGCCCGGUGCGGCGGUACCUGCGGGCGCGGGGCGUGGGCGGGCGGCUGCAGGGGCGCGUGGAGCGCUGGCACCGGCACCUGCGGGCGCAGCGCAAGCUGCCGGCCGAGCGGGACGCGCUGCGGCACCUGCCGCGGGGGCUGCGGGCCGAGGUGGCCGCCGGCGUGCACAUGGCGGCCCUGCGGCGCGUCGGGCUGUUCCGCAGCUGGGAGCAGGGCGUGCUGCGGCAGCUGGUGCUGCGCCUGCGACCGCAGGUCUUCGGCCCCGGCGAGUUCGUGUGCCGGCGCGGGGACGUGGGCCGCGAGAUGUACUUCAUCCGCGAGGGCCGCCUGGCCGUGGUGGCCGAGGACGGUGUCACGCGGCUGGCCGUGUUGGGCGAGGGGCUCUACUUCGGGGAGAUCAGCCUCAUCAACAUCAAGGGCAACGCGGCAGGGAACCGGCGCACGGCCAACAUCCUGAGCAUCGGGUACUCGGACCUAUUCUGCCUGGGCAAGGAGGACCUGGCGGAGGUGCUGGCCGAGUUCCCCUGCGCCCGUGCCGCCAUGGAGGCCAAGGGCCGGGAGCUGCUGCUGCGCAUGGGCCAGCUCAACACCGGAGCGGAGGCGGCGGCGCUGGCGGCCGAGGCCGAGGCGGAGCGGCGCCUGCAGGGGCUGGAGGUGGCCCUGGAGGGGCUCCAGACGCAGGCAGCCCGACUGCUGGCGCAGCUGGAGGCCGGCGCCCUGCGCAUGGCCCUGCGCGUCCAGCGCCUCGAGGGACGGGCACUCCUGCGGCAGCAGCGACGGGACAGAGCGCGGCUGCCGCGGGACGGGGACCGGGACGGGGAAGGAGCCGGGGCGGGGACGGGUCGGGGUCAUGGAGUUUCGGAGCCGUGA